AUUCAUUUCGGUGGGAAGUUCUUAAUCGCACGAAGUUGUGUUUAUUGAAACUAAAAACCACACAUCAUCUGAAACAGAAGCCGUGGCGAGUCAGUAGUGAAAACAGACGGAUAAGCUAGCCUACAGUUUAACACAUAAAAUGGGGACUGAACCUGGGCCAGUCCAAAUCGUGACAGUCAACAAAGAGGACCAUUCCUUUGACCUAGAUACGAAGGCACUCAGUCGAAUUCUCUUGGCACCUGAAGUCAGAGAUAAGAAUGUGGUGGUGGUGUCUGUUGCCGGUGCCUUCCGAAAAGGCAAAAGUUUUCUCUUGGAUUUCAUGCUCCGAUACAUGUAUAAGAAGCCUGGUGAGGACUGGCUUGGACAGGAGAAUGAGCCCCUGACAGGAUUCUCAUGGAGAGGAGGCUCAGAGCCAGAAACCACUGGCAUCCAGCUAUGGAGUGAAGUCUUUGUUGUGGAGAAAAAAGAUGGAAGUGAGGUUGCAGUGGUUUUAAUGGACACACAAGGAGCAUUUGAUUCUCAGUCGACUGUAAAAGAUUGUGCCACUAUUUUUGCCCUCAGCACCAUGACCAGUUCUGUCCAGAUUUAUAACCUAUCACAGAAUAUUCAGGAAGAUGAUCUACAACAACUUCAGCUGUUUACAGAGUAUGGCCGACUUGCAAUGGAUGAAAUCUUUCUCAAGCCUUUUCAGUCACUUAUGUUCCUGGUCAGAGAUUGGAGUUUCCCAUACGAAUACAAAUACGGGUUCAAAGGAGGAAGUAAUUUCCUGGACAAGCGUCUGCAAGUGAAACCGUCUCAACAUGAGGAGCUCCAGACAGUGAGAGAGCACAUUCAUUCUUGUUUCACCUCAAUAUCCUGUUUUCUCCUACCACACCCUGGCCUAAAGGUGGCAACAAGCCCUGCUUUCAAAGGACAACUGUGUGAUGUGGCUCCAGAGUUUAAGGAUGAGUUGCGAGCUCUCAUUACACAUCUGCUGGAGCCUAAUGAACUGGCUGUGAAGGAGAUCAAUGGAAAUCAGGUGACCUGCAGAGGCCUGCUGGAGUUUUUUAAGGCAUAUAUCAAGAUAUAUCAGGGAGAGGACCUUCCACACCCAAAAUCUAUGCUAGAGGCUACAGCAGAGGCCAAUAACCUUGCGGCUGUUGCAUCAGCUAAGGACCAGUACUACAAGAACAUGGAGAAGGUCUGUGGUGGUGAUCUACCUUAUGUGUCCCCUGACUCACUGGAGGAAAAGCACAGUUUCUUCCUGCAAGAAGCCCUGCGUCACUUUACUGGCACUAAGAAGAUGGGUGGACGAGAUUUCUGUAAACGUUAUCAAGAACAGCUUGAAGCAGAGCUGGCAGAGCUUUGGGUGUCUUUCAGUAAGCACAAUGAGUCCAAGAAUAUCUUCAGUGCAUUCCGGACACCUGCGGUGCUUUUUGUCUUGAUUUGCCUUCUGUAUAUGCUGUCAACACUCUUGCUCUUCAUCGGUCUGGGAAUGAUUUCCUUUGCAUGUGACUGUGUAAUUGGUCUGGCCAUGAUUGCUAUGGUGACCUGGGCCUUUAUUCGUUACUCUGGCCAAUACAGAGCAGUAGGCACAGCUAUAGACCAGGCUGCUGGGAUCUUGCUGGAACAGGCCACAGAUAUAUUGAACAAGACGAGAGGCCAGGGUCAAGUGGCUGUGCAACACAAGAAAACAAGUUAGCUUCUCAGGCAAACCAAAAACGCCAGAGAUGUAAACUGCACAGACGUGACCAAUAAGAUAAAAAUAAUGCACAACUCCAACCAAAGCGCUUACAUAUCUACUUUUAAUGCAUGAUGACCUAUUUUGACAACAUGUUUAGAACCAGAUUUUUAAAUAUCAAUAGAAAUACGACCAAAAUUCACAAACCAGCAGAUAGUUUUUCAGGGACAGAUAUGGAUUUAAGCACAAGGGCUUUCCACAAAGAUGCAGUGAUACGUUUACAGUUCAUUCCAGUACUGCCAAAGACGUUACAAACAUCCUUAGCAGGUCAGGGUCACUGGUUUGCACUCUAUAGACAUGUUUCUGUUUGUAUUCCUUAGCCUGGGAUACAUUUGUACAUAUACUGUUACUUCAUAAAAGCUUGUGCUUGGUAAGAUGUUUAGUAUUAAAAAUGUAACUACACUAUGUCUUAUGUGACCCAUGAAAAACCUUUAUUAUACCAAACUGUGGCCUUCUAUGCAUUCCAUCGAUAUCAUCCUAUGAUAUCUUUGAUAAAUCUUGUAAAUAAUUUAUAAAGUCUUUGCACUUUGAUUUCAUACAUACUAUUCAAUGCAAAAAAUCAUUUAGUCCUGAACUGGUGCUGUACACCUCUUCUGUGUGUUGUUGGGUGUUUAAAACUAUACUGAAACAUUCAUGAAGUAAGAAAUUCUUGAACGUAUUGAUAGAAAAGCCAAAGCAAACGGUUUAAUAGUGUCUUGAGGAAAACCCAUUGUAGUCUGUCGUCUUAUCCUGAAAUGUUUGUCCAUUGUUUGAUAUUUCCUUUCAUUUUGGUAAACACCUGAUUUUUUUGUAUUUACAAUAGUCCUGCGGGACUUUAUUGCAGUCAGCUUCGGUAGUAGUGGUAUUUAAAUGAUCACAGUAACAUUCCAUUUUAUUUGUUAUUAUUUAAUAUUACUCAAAAUGUGUAAUAUAGUGGUGAACUUCCCUUUCAAAAAGCUCUGUGGUGGUACUUUGGUUACAUUAGCGGCAUAUGAUGUUUAAUACCAGGAUAUUUAUGUGAUACACCUAAGUACUUUUCUAAAAGAACAUCUACAUCUAAAAGAUCGCAGUAGUUCUGUGCCAUGUAAAAAAAAUUGUAGUACCAUGGUACUUUUUGUAACCAUGAUAUUUUUCCAAUGUGUAUGUUGAGUAGCUGACCGUCUACACCCAGUCUUUAAAGAAAGAAUUUACCAUGAAAAUAUGCAUAUUUUAGCCACAAAGGCAUGUUUGUAAUGCGUCUUUGUUUUUUGUUGCAUUCCACAACACCGGAGUCUCAGUUUGAGGCUUUGAAUGUGUACUGUGGUCUGUUCACAUUCUCAAUUCAAUGGACUUUGCCAAAACUGACCUACAAGGAAAACCUGUUACCUUUCUAUGUCAUUUUAUUGUUAUAUACACUUGAUAUAUUCAGAAAACAAAAGCUUUAAGCAUACAACUGUUGGGUAUUGGUGGCUACAGAUAAAUAAACAGUUUGUCAUGUUUUAAAAUGUCAAUGUUUGCACACUAGAUGUCAGCAUUUAUAUGAUGUUUGUUUGUGUCUUUGAAGGCCGUAUGCCGUAAUGGCCACGUGUGGACUUCUAUCACAAAAACCUACAUAUAUAUAUACUGAAUGAAGUUAAAUGCCUUUAGGUUGAAAAUAAAGACUGUAUUGUAUA
Paramisgurnus dabryanus is the source of this 3351-nucleotide messenger RNA. It is a transcript of the gene atl3, whose product is annotated as atlastin 3. The record is from RefSeq and is a predicted model, not a curated record. Gene Ontology annotation, molecular function: GTP binding; GTPase activity. NCBI's taxonomy places the organism in Eukaryota, Metazoa, Chordata, Actinopteri, Cypriniformes, Cobitidae.